Molecule: messenger RNA, 798 nt
Organism: Pectinophora gossypiella (pink bollworm)
Lineage: Eukaryota; Metazoa; Arthropoda; Insecta; Lepidoptera; Gelechiidae
Product: gamma-glutamylcyclotransferase-like
Exons: 3
Coding region: 173-709 (178 amino acids)
Molecular function (GO): gamma-glutamylcyclotransferase activity
Source: RefSeq, a predicted model, not a curated record
GUGACACUGUGUGACAUGACAGCAGGUGUAUUUUUGUUGUUUAUUUGAUUUAUUUUAAAAGUUACAGCUUCCAAGGUCUCUUUCGCUUUGUGGCUGAUAAGAUAACAGAUAUAAAAAUAACUGGGAGUUAAAUAAUCAACUCUUGAAACUGGGAAAAGCACGUCUAUUAACAAUGAAUCAAUUGCAGGACACUUUCCUAUAUUUUGCAUAUGGAAGUAAUUUGUUAAAGAAACGGAUUCAUAUAAACAAUCCGUCUGCUGAGUUUCUGGGUACUGGAAAACUAGAAAAUCAUCAAUUAGACUUCAUCAGGUAUACAGACAACUGGGGGGGAUGCUCAGCAACUAUAGUGCCCACUGAAGGUGCCCACGUGUGGGGCGCUGUCUGGAGGGUGAACAACAAGGAUAUGCCUGCUUUAGACAAGCAAGAAGGUGUCGAAUCCAACUGGUACUUCCCCAAAAUAGUGGAGAUAGUUUUGCCAGAAGGAACAAUAGUUGAAUGCCGUACAUACCAGCAGUCAAACAACCCCCCAGUUCGCGGAGUAGGUGAAGAUAUUCCUGAUGAAAGAAAGCCUUCUAAAACCUAUAUGGAGGUGAUAAUCCAUGGAGCAAUGGAAUGUGACAUUCCUGAGUACUAUAUAGAGAAGUUGAAGAAAAUCCCCCACAAUGGGAAGGAAGCCUCACCGGAGAUGCUUGAUAAACUGAGACAAUAAUUUUGUAUUUUCUGAUUAUGACAUGUGAUAUGAAUAUGAGCUUGUAAAUACUGUUAUGUUUAUGUAAUAAAAGCAUUUAUUUUGUUAAA